GGUGGUAAACUACAGGAAGUGUUGAAAAGCGCGUACCCAGGCUACUCUCGGAGGCGGCGGGUGUGGUGCGCACUGGGUUCGUGGAGCGCUCGAGUUAAAGGGUGAUCUGCUAGAGAGUGAUCUCUAGGCAAAAAUCAGAAAGGAAAUUUACUUGAAUCAAGCAUGAUGGAUCCAUGUUCAGUUGGAGUCCAGCUUCGGACCACAAAUGAGUGCCAUAAAACCUAUUAUACUCGUCAUACAGGUUUCAAGACUUUGCAAGAAUUGUCAUCAAAUGACAUGCUUCUACUUCAACUGAGAACUGGAAUGACACUUUCUGGGAACAAUACAAUUUGCUUCCAUCAUGCAAAAGUUUACAUCGACAGAUUUGAAGAUUUGCAGAAGUCAUGUUGUGACCCAUUUAACAUACACAAAAAACUAGCCAAGAAAAAUUUACAUGUAAUUGAUUUAGAUGAUGCCACUUUUCUGAGUGCAAAAUUUGGAAGACAGCUUGUACCUGGUUGGAAGCUUUGUCCAAAAUGUACACAGAUAAUCAAUGGAAGUGUGGAUGUUGAUUCUGAAGACCGGCAGAAAAGAAAACCUGACUCAGAUGGAAGAACUGCUAAAGCUUUGAGGUCAUUACAAUUUGCAAACCCAGGAAAGCAGACUGAAUUUGCUCCAGAAACUGGUAAAAGAGAAAAAAGAAGGCUUACCAAAAAUGCAACAGCUGGUUCAGACAGACAAGUGAUCCCGGCAAAGAGUAAGGUCUACGAUAGCCAGGGUCUCCUGAUUUUCAGUGGAAUGGACCUCUGUGACUGCCUCGAUGAAGACUGCUUAGGCUGUUUCUAUGCUUGUCCUGCCUGCGGUUCUACCAAAUGUGGUGCCGAAUGCCGCUGUGAUCGAAAGUGGCUGUAUGAGCAAAUUGAAAUAGAAGGAGGAGAAAUAAUUCAUAACAAACAUGCUGGAUAAUUUGUGGUGUCCGAUUGUGACCCUUUCUGUAUUUCUAAAGUUCUAUAAUUCUAAGAUACAUAUUAAAGUUUGUUUUGCCAAAUGACACACAUGUACUCAGUGUGCACUAACACUGCCUUUGGGGUACCUGAAGGAGAAUUAUUUGAUGUAAAUUUAGAUGGACUGUUCUAUUACUCGGCAGUCAGCUCUUCAAGCCUUUCUGGGUCAAUGUAAGAAAGUAAUGUAUAGGCAGUCCUCUUUACAACUCCCAUGUCCAUAAAUUUCCAUGGCACUGAUACAGUUAAACAAACCAGUUCCUUAACAGCAA
Messenger RNA from Capra hircus (goat), 1252 nucleotides. RefSeq names its product ADP ribosylation factor like GTPase 14 effector protein (gene ARL14EP). Gene Ontology annotation, cellular component: intracellular membrane-bounded organelle. The record is from RefSeq and is a predicted model, not a curated record. The transcript is spliced from 4 exons. The coding region runs from base 163 to 945 and encodes 260 amino acids. NCBI's taxonomy places the organism in Eukaryota, Metazoa, Chordata, Mammalia, Artiodactyla, Bovidae.